AUGAAAACCGCCCGGGAAUUACAAAACUUUGAAGUUGUCCGCGCCUUGUAUCUCCGUGAUUUUAUCAAGGAGAAGGAUGAAACAAUUUUCAACUACGAAGGAGGUCAACAAUUACGAACUGGCUCGUGUGGCCGAAAAAAAGCUAACGUUGCCCAAGUUAAUAAGGAUACUCUUUUAAAGGAUGUCGAGCACGCUCAACAAGAGCUCGAAGCCGCUAGAGCCGAAAAACCCAUUCAUGGCCUCUAA
This is a messenger RNA of Plasmopara halstedii, 246 nucleotides long. RefSeq lists its product as uncharacterized. NCBI's taxonomy places the organism in Eukaryota, Oomycota, Peronosporomycetes, Peronosporales, Peronosporaceae. The transcript has 2 exons. The record is from RefSeq and is a predicted model, not a curated record. The coding region runs from base 1 to 246 and encodes 81 amino acids.